Messenger RNA from Pseudomyrmex gracilis, 3882 nucleotides. RefSeq names its product serine/threonine-protein phosphatase 4 regulatory subunit 2 (gene PPP4R2r). The transcript has a single exon. Gene Ontology annotation, biological process: protein dephosphorylation. Gene Ontology annotation, cellular component: nucleus; cytoplasm; protein phosphatase 4 complex. Lineage: Eukaryota; Metazoa; Arthropoda; Insecta; Hymenoptera; Formicidae. Bases 202 to 2469 code for a protein of 755 amino acids. Gene Ontology annotation, molecular function: protein phosphatase regulator activity. The record is from RefSeq and is a predicted model, not a curated record.
UUCUCAUUGUUGCUGUUUUGUGGCCGGCGUGUUUGCUAGUUUACGUUUUUGGUCCUUUGGUUGUUUUUCGUGACGUAAAACUCUUUUCUUGGAAUUUCUUGAAAUUACGCUACGUAUCAGGUAACAUAGACAAUCGAAACAGUUGGUCGAAAACGCGAGGUAAAUCGGUUGGCGGAGGUUGUGCGGUGGCGGUUGCGGAAGAUGGAUAAUUUGGAGGAGGUGUUGCAAGCGCUCGACGAGUUCCAGAAGAUGCGUCCGACGGUGAUACCGCAGGAGCUGGAGGACUAUCUGUGCUGGGUCGCGAAAACGGGCGAUCCCGUGUAUCAGUGGUCGUUGAUCAAGACGCUAUUCCGGGAAAAGCUCACUCGCGUGAUGACGGAUUUUUACGAGAACUGCCCUACUCUGGAACUCGCGCCCUGUCCGAACGUCGAGCACUUCAACUACGACACGAUGAAGAGUAAUCUUCUCGAGAGAUUGGAGUCGUUCGCCAACGCGCCGUUCACAGUGCAACGAAUAUGCGAGUUGCUGACUGCCCCGCGCAAGGAGUACAAUCGCGUCGACAAGUUUAUGCGCGCCAUCGAGAAGAACAUUCUGGUUGUCUCGACGCGGGAACCCGGACCAAUAGCGAGACGCGGUGAAACCGGCGACGGCAUGAUGAACGGAUCCGUCGAAGAGGACACCGCCUCGAUCACUCAGCAGCAGCCGCCACCGCCACCACCGUCACCAUCACCCUCGCAGUCACAGCCACUGGCAACGCAAGCACUGUCCCAGUCCUCACAGACCACACAGCCGGUGCAACAGACCUCUCAGGAUGUUGAAAUGGAGUACUGGGAGAAGGAUUGCAAUUCCACUGUCACUAUCAGUGUGCACACUGUAGAAAAUGAACCACCGCUGCUUCACAGCAGUGUCAUGCCCACUGCGGGUUCUCCUCUGGCUAAAAACGUAUUCAGCGCAGAUGAGAAUAGUCGAGAGAAGUUGGAACAAGCUGUCUCAAGAACAGAGAUUGCUGCACCUAGUUACGCCUCCACUGCUUCAGACUUUUCCACGAUAUCGCACUUAGCUUCGCAGACACAUGAGCCAGUAUCGACCGUACCAGCUGGUUUGGUAGUGCACAGUCUGCCGACUGUUGCGACUGUUUCCAGCGACACUUCCGUUGGUAAUACCAAUGUAACCGAGGCGAUUAUAAACGAAAACACUAAUUCGCAAAGCAAUUUAGAGCUGGAAAACGAAGAUGUCGAAGCGACGAAGCUGGCGACCGUCGCGACAACAGCUAUGACCACAACAACAGCCACAACGACAACACCAUCGACAACUUCAACAUCAGCAUCGACCACGACGGUAACAGUAGUAGCGACGGUAAUACCGUUGACAACAGAUACCACGCGUAAAUUACAGGCUGCUUUUCAGGCAAAACGUUACGAAAGCGACGAUGGCGACAAGUGCUUGGACAAGUCUGACGAGAAAUCAUCAGAUUCAUCAACGGCGGACAAUCCGGAAGAGGGAAUUGAACAUUCCGUGAAGAGCGAGGAAAGCACAUCGACCAAGACAAACUCCGAAUACAUUCACUCGGACGAGAUGUCUCGCGACGAGAGUAGAUUGAAUGAAAGUUUGUUACAAACCGAUGCUGAGAUGAGAUCCGACACUUUGGCGAAUAACGUCGGAAGUGUUGCUGAGGAAAGAAUUUCGGACAAAUCGGAGGAGGAGACAACAUCGAUUCUCGAAGAGAUAAAUGAAGAGAAUUUGCAUUCUAAGAGCGAUGAAGAUACGAAAACAGCAGUAUCUGUGGAUUCUCAGUCCGUCGCGAAGAAAGAUAGUACAAUUACAUUGAACGAUGGCGCAACUGCGGUUAUUGUAUCGAGUAAUGAAGCUUUAUUUAAAUCUGAGAAGAUCGACACGUUCUCCAAGGAAGAGUCAGUCUCUACCAAAGAGAGUUUCGUACACGAUCAGUCUGUAAACCAAAACACCGAGAACGCAGAUGGAACAGAUAAAGCUUCCGAGAUUCUCAGACUUGUAUCUUCCAGUAACAAUAAUAGACAAGAAGAAGUGCGAGAUCCUGAAAUCAAUUCGGACAACUUGAAAAUGACGGAAAUUUCCAAUGAUAAAACGGCUUUAGUGGAAUCCAUGGAAUCGGAACCGAUGAGCGUCGUAGAGAAACCCAAAGAAGUAAUGUCUGUAAUAGAAAAACUCGAUCUUGUCACGCCUAAUGUCGAGAUGGCAGAGAAUCUCGAUAAUGGCAAUUGUUCGUCUCCGAAAGAGGACAAAUUGGGAACAAGCGUUCAAGAUGAUAAUUUAGAAACUAUGGAAAGCAAUCAGGCGACGGCGUGUAUAAAAGAGAAUCAGUCUUCUGUAAUAGAGUGCCGAAAGGAUCAAGACCCAAUGGAACUGAUGGAGGUCGAAGAGGAGGAGUCGUUGUCGACGCAGGACGAAUCGAUGGAACAGGAAACGACGGAGGAUUUGCCGAAGAGUUAAUCUUGACUUAUCUAAUCAAGUGAUGUGUGGUGAUGUUGCAUGUCUCCCUUUCUCAAUUUCUGGCUUGAUAUUUGAUAUCUGUUUUGAAGAUGUCAAACGAGGCAGCACAUAAAUAUCUUUGUGCAUAGACAAGAUUCUUCUGAAAAAAAACAAAAAACAAAAAAAAACAAAAAAACGUGGUAUGAGUAUUAAUUUCUUCAUAACACUCAAUUAGGGAUGGAAUUUAAGUUUAACGAAAUUAAUAGUCUCUUGUUUCGAAAUUUUCAACGCUAUGACAGUUUUUUCGUUAGUUUGAGUAAAAAAUUUGCCGUCGUCUACGUCUGUAUAAAGGGAUUUAUUCAAAUGAAUUUUCUAACUCUUUGAAGAAAGAAAGAAAAAAAAGAACACUGCCUACUACAAGAAAAAACUCUCCCUUCCCCUUCCCCCCAAAAAAUUGUAAUACCGAAAUACCACCUUGUGUAUAGAAGCCAAAUUUGGUAAGCAUUUCAAUAUGGAUAUUUAUACAAAAAAAUAUACCAUAGAUACUUGCUUAGAAUAAGGUUGUGCCUAUAACUAUACUAACUGUGUAUAUUGCAUAUCGGACAAAUAUAUCUGAUGAUUUAUGUUUUUGAAAUAAUAACGCGUACGAAAGAGUAAUAGAGAUUCCGAGAAGACGUAGAAACUCCUUAUAACUGGAAAACAAACGGAAGAUAAAUUUUCGUUUAUAUUCACGGCCUUAUGCUAAGUUUCUGUUGUAAAUCUCGGAUCAUUCGGUUUUACUUUAUUUAGUACGAUACGAGUGUUUGAGAUUAAUCGGAUGUACAUUGAGAAAAAAACUACAUAUUUACACGUGACAACAUCUUGGAAAUGUUGGAACAAUGUUGCUUCAAAAAGUCGUCGAUGAAAUUUUGUUUGAUUUUGACCGUAUACAUACGUGUAUAUUGACGGACACACAUACGUACGAUCUACAAUUGAAAUUAUUGCAAGACUUUUCUUUUAUAGUUUCUUUGUCGUCAAACAAAAUCGUAUUUCUUUACAAUGAUAAUUAUUACAUAUAUAUAUAUAUAUAAAACAGAAGAGAAAAGAGUAGGAAGAUAUUUUAAGUACCUAAGUGUGAUUAGCUUUUUUGUGAUCAAAAGAUAUAGUAUUAUUCUCUUUCUCGUAUAUUAUGUUUGAUGUACGCUAAAAAAAACCCAAAACAAAAAUGAACAAGAAAUAGUUCGACAUUAAAAUUGUCUACAGAUUCUGAUCGGAACAAAAAAUCCCCGAAACAGCUUCCAUCGCAAAUUAUUAACAUUUAUAUUCUUAUUGAUCGGACACGUGGUAAGAGAUCUAUUAGGAUCGUUUCAAACCGCUUUAUUCGUAUCUGCACAAAGUGUUUUCGAGCUCAUUCGGAUUCGAUGCGAAUCUAUGGAAAAAAAAAAAACGUUAUUA